This is a messenger RNA of Python bivittatus (Burmese python), 1524 nucleotides long. RefSeq names its product serine/threonine-protein kinase SBK2-like. The record is from RefSeq and is a predicted model, not a curated record. Gene Ontology annotation, molecular function: ATP binding; protein serine/threonine kinase activity. Gene Ontology annotation, biological process: protein phosphorylation. NCBI's taxonomy places the organism in Eukaryota, Metazoa, Chordata, Lepidosauria, Squamata, Pythonidae.
AGGGAUCUAGAUGGAGCAGGUACUGAAUAGGCAGACAAGGCAGAAUUGACUGUUCAAUCAACAAAAUCCUAUAAGGAAGAAACAUGGAAAAGAGACACCUGUGCUCCAGCUCCACUGUUGCGGUCAUGAAGCUAGUCCCUGGUGACAUUGCAAAACGACUUGAGGAGAUGGUGCAGCUGACAGCUCAGAACCUACCUCAGGUGGAGGUGACCAGUAGUUACACCAUCCUCCGAGAGCUGGGAAGUGGUGCCUUUGGGCACGUGUUGAUGGCAGUCCACCAUCGCCAAGGAACCCCCAUGGCACUGAAAUUUGUACAUAAAAAAGAUACAGAGCUGCAGGAUUUCCUUAGUGAAUAUUGCAUUGCACUGACUUUAGGGGCCCACCCCUGCAUUGCCACCGCCCUUGGGAUUGCCUUCCAAACCCCCCAACACUAUGUCUUUGCACAAGAAUUGGCACUGGCUCGUGACCUCUUCUCUCUCAUGGUGCCACAGGUUGGUGUGCCUGAGCAGCAGGUAAAGCGCUGUGUCCUCCAGCUUGCUAGUGCCCUGGAGUACAUGGAAUCCAAAGGGCUAGUCCAUCGAGAUGUCAAGCCAGAAAACGUGCUGCUCUGUGACCCUGCGUGCCGCCGCAUCAAGCUGACUGACUUUGGGCUGAGCUGUCCAAAGGGCCGGGCCAUUGAGGCCUUGCCUGAAAGCCUGCCUUAUACCUCACCUGAAAUGUGUAUCCUGGGGCCCAAAGCUCAUUUGGAAGCCCAGCCGAGCCUUGAUACCUGGGCUCUCGGAGUGCUGAUGUUCUGUGUGCUAACCGGCUACUUCCCCUGGCUUACGGCUGUGCCUUCUGAUCAGUAUUACCGCAGCUUUGUCUCCUGGCAUCGCAGCCCCCGUUUUGUUCCGCUCCCAGCCCACUGGGAACGUUUCACUCCCCAAGCAUUAGAAAUGUUGCAGGGGCUCCUGACACCUAACCCAGCACUCCGUAGCCCCGCCAAGGUGGUGAUGAAUUACAUCAAAAUGCCUUGGUUGCUACCAGAAGUAAAGAGUCGUGUCCGACCCAGCAGGGAACUUCUUGGCACUAACCGGCGAUGCUAAAGACCAGGUCUGUUGUAAGGAGAAAGAAGAGAGUCCAAACCUCACCUUAGCUCUUGAGGGACCAAAGAUGCCCAUCACCAAAUGAAGACAGCUUGUUUAGGAAAAAUCAGUCAAGCCAGGGAAACAGGAAAAAGACGAUCGGGAAACAGAGCAAGCUGGUUGCUGAGCAAGGAAGGACAAAAUGACUCAGGGAAGACCUGUGCAAGUUAAUCUUGGAAAUAUUGCUAUCUCCUGUCUCUAUUCUGGAUCAGAAUUUCAAAAAGACUUGAUUUCAGUCUUUCCUUGAUCAAGAAUUGUCCCUCAUAUUCUUACGUUAAAGCUUCAUAAAAGGAACCAAGUGAGUUAAAGCCCAAAACACUUGUAGGUGCCCUCAUUCUUUCUGGAUCCAAUCAAAUGGGGUCAACUUAAAAUUUCUUCUGAAUGAAUGGGGGCAAAAAAA